AUGGCACAAAUAAAACAGCAACGGAAAAUUAGUAUCGAAGAUUCUGAUGAUAUGAAAAGAAAACAGCUUCAUACUGCACGUCAACUUGAAAAUUCAUUUCGUAUUAAUUCAUCUACAAAAUCGGUUAGUUAUUUCGAAGAUUUAUCUAAUGAUAUUAUUUAUGAAAUAUUUGAAUAUUUUGAUUUUGAUUAUAUCUAUAAAACUUUUUCGAAUCUUAAUCAACGAUUUGUAAAUCUUAUUAUCAAUUCAAAUCUUCCGAUUAACAUCAAUAUUUCAUCUAUAUCAAAAUCAACAUUUCAACGUUAUUAUACAGAUAUAAUUAUACCUAAUCGACAUCGAAUAAAAUCACUUCGAAUAACAAAUUCAUUUGCUGUUGAUAUUAUUUUAUCACCACAAGACAAUAUAUCAAAAUUAACUCGACUUGAAACACUUAUUUUUACUAAUAUUUCAUCGUCAUAUUUUCAUAAUUUUCAAUAUUUGAUUAAUCUACCAAAAUUAUCUUCAUUAACCAUCGUUUAUAAGGGUUAUAAUAAGAUUGAUCAAGCUGAAAUUUAUCAUCAAAUAUUUCAACUACCAGUUUUAAAGUAUUUUAAUGUAUUAUUGGGAGUGCAUUCUACGCCUAUAGUAUCAUCAUUGUCAUUUGCUACCAAUAAAUAUAGUUCAAUUGUACAUCUCGUUAUUAAAAGUAAAAUUGAACUUGAUAAACUUUAUAUUAUAUUAUCGUACGUUCCUCAAAUUCGUCGUUUAUCGAUUUCUAUGUUACUGGAACCUAAAAAAAGACAAAAUAUAACAUUUCCGAUUACAUUGAACAAUUUAAUAUAUAUAUAUCUUGAAUUACAGUCUUUCGGUUUUCAUGAUUUUGAACUAUUGGCUAAAGAUCUCUUUUAUAAUCUUCAAGUAUUACGUCUCUAUACUAGUAAACAAAUAACAUAUUUAGAUGCAAAUCGAUGGCAAAAUUUAAUAUUAUCACAUAUACCAAAUUUAACAAUAUUCGAUUUACAAUAUAUGUAUUUUGCAGAUUAUGAAGACAAUAUGAUAUCUAGUUAUGAAAAUCUAAUAAAAAACUUUACUACUUCAUUUUGGACUGAACGACAAUGGUUUUUUUCUACUCAACAUUCUCUUGGAUUCGAUGCAGAGGAUUUGCUUUUCUUUUCAGUGAAACCAUAUAAAAGAACAACAUUUGUAUUAGGUGGAGCAAUUGAAGAAAAAUUAAACUUUGAUUCUGUUCAUCAUAUUCAGAUAUGUAACGAUGCAUCCACAAUCAACAAGUGUAGAAAUUAUUUUCCAAAUACUACGAAAUUAAGUUUCAUACAUUAUUCGGCUCCAACUGGCAAUUUUAUAGAUAACAGUUUACCGUAUAUUAUUUCUUUAGAACAACUUACUGAAAUAGUUGUUGAAGAUGUAUCUAUAUCUUUUAUGGAAUUAGUUAAAUUAUUAAGUGUUGCAGUAAAUCUUCAUAGAUUAGAAUUUGAUUCUAUAUCAAUUGAUGAAAUAAAUCCUGUCACAAUUCAGCAAGAUGUAAUUUUCCAGUUGGUAUCCAAGACAAAUGUUGUUAAAGAUCUGACAUUGGUAAAUGACAAUUGUUCAUUGGAAAAAGCUGAAUUAUUAUUUGCCUUAUGUCCACGAUUACAUAAUUUUGAAUUAUAUGAUGGUUGCAUUCCUUUUAUAAUAAGUCUAAUGAAAUUAAUUUUGUCAAAAACUAAUAACAAUAAUCGUCAUUUAUCUUCUUUGUGUUUUUUUAUAAAGAAGACUGAUGAAACGGAAGAAAACUUGAAAAUGGCGAUUAAACAUGAUGAAUUACUUGAUGACUAUAUGGUGGGGUGUAUUGAUAAAAAAUUAUAUAUCUGGUGGUAA
Molecule: messenger RNA, 1854 nt
Organism: Adineta steineri
Lineage: Eukaryota; Metazoa; Rotifera; Eurotatoria; Adinetida; Adinetidae
Source: the annotation of a GenBank genome assembly